This is a messenger RNA of Arabidopsis arenosa, 1670 nucleotides long. The record is from the annotation of a GenBank genome assembly. NCBI's taxonomy places the organism in Eukaryota, Viridiplantae, Streptophyta, Magnoliopsida, Brassicales, Brassicaceae.
AUCAUCAUUAAUAUUGUCUGGAGGAGUUACCUGAAAUUGUUCCGACCCACUGAUGAGAAAAGAAAAAGAUAUCACGGAGACGCUUCUCACUGCGGCGGAAGAACAUCCCGAUCUUCCAUUCUUAUCCGUCGACGAUAUUCCUCCGAUCACCACCGUCGCCGGAUUCGUUAGGGAGUUCAACGUGGAAACCAAAAAGCUAUGGUACUUGGCCGGCCCCGCUAUUUUCACGUCCGUGAACCAAUAUUCUCUCGGCGCAAUUACUCAGGUCUUCGCUGGUCACAUCAGCACCAUCGCUCUUGCGGCCGUCUCCGUCGAAAACUCCGUCGUUGCCGGCUUCUCAUUCGGUAUCAUGCUUGGAAUGGGAAGUGCGUUAGAAACGCUAUGUGGACAAGCGUUUGGAGCAGGGAAAUUGUCGAUGCUCGGCGUUUACUUGCAACGUUCAUGGGUGAUACUAAACGUGACCGCUCUUAUACUCUCUCUUCUCUACAUUUUCGCCGCCCCAAUCCUCGCGUCCAUAGGUCAAACGGCGGCGAUCUCUAGCGCCGCCGGAAUAUUUUCCAUCUACAUGAUCCCUCAGAUUUUCGCAUACGCGAUUAAUUUCCCAACCGCUAAAUUCUUGCAAUCACAAAGCAAGAUAAUGGUCAUGGCCGCUAUCUCGGCUGUUGCACUUGUUAUACACGUGCCUCUCACGUGGUUUGUCAUUGUGAAGCUCCAAUGGGGUAUGCCGGGUCUAGCCGUCGUGCUUAACGCGUCGUGGGUGUUCAUUGACAUGGCUCAGCUCGUGUACAUAUUUAGUGGUACGUGUGGUGAAGCUUGGUCAGGUUUAUCGUGGGAGGCUUUUCAUAAUUUGUGGAGUUUCGUUAGGUUGUCUUUGGCUUCUGCUGUUAUGCUCUGUUUGGAGGUGUGGUAUUUUAUGGCAAUCAUAUUAUUUGCUGGAUAUUUGAAGAAUGCUGAAAUCUCCGUAGCUGCCCUCUCCAUCUGCAUGAAUAUUUUGGGAUGGACUGCUAUGAUUGCUAUUGGGAUGAACACAGCCGUAAGUGUGAGAGUGUCUAAUGAACUAGGAGCUAACCAUCCAAGAACCGCGAAAUUCUCACUACUAGUGGCAGUGAUAACAUCGACGUUGAUCGGAUUCAUUGUAUCAAUGGUUCUACUCAUCUUUAGAGAUCAAUAUCCAUCGCUUUUUGUGAAAGACGAAGAAGUCAUCAUUCUUGUUAAAGAACUCACACCAAUACUUGCAUUCUCUAUUGUCAUCAACAAUGUCCAACCUGUCUUAUCAGGUGUGGCUGUGGGAGCUGGAUGGCAAGCAGUGGUGGCCUACGUGAACAUCGCCUGUUAUUACGUGUUUGGAAUACCAUUUGGUCUAUUAUUGGGAUACAAGCUUAACUUUGGUGUAAUGGGAAUCUGGUGCGGAAUGUUGACGGGAACCGUGGUUCAGACAAUAGUCUUAACAUGGAUGAUCUGCAAAACAAAUUGGGACACAGAGGCUUCAAUGGCUGAGGAUAGGAUAAGAGAAUGGGGAGGAGAAGUAUCUGAAAUAAAGCAACUCAUAAACUAAAAGACUAAUAUUCAAAGAAAAUCUGUCCCACCCUUUGUAGUUGGUCACAAUAGGUCUUUGUUUUGUUUUGGUUAUCAAGUCUUUGAUAGAGUUUCUAUAAAUUACAUUAGCUUCU